AUGGGCAAGUUCAUGAAACCCAGGAAAGUGGUGCUGGUUCUGGUUGGCUGCUACUCCGGACGCAAAGCCGUCAUCAUGAAGAAUAUUGAUGAUGACACCUCUGACCAUACCUACAGCCAUGCUCUGGUGGCUGGAAUUGACCACUAUCCAUGCAAAGUGACAGUUGCCAUGAACAAGAAGAAAAUUGCCAAAAGAUCAAAGAUCAAGUCUUUUGUGAAGGUUUAUAAUUAUAAUCACCUCAUAAACACAAAAUAUUGUGUGGAUAUCACAUUGGACAAAACUGUUGUCAAUAAAGAUAUCUUCAGAAACCCAGCUCUGAAAUGUAAGGCCAGAGGUGAGGCCAAGGUCAAGUUCGAGGAGAUAUACAAGACAGUCAAGAACAAGUGGUUCUUACAGAAACUUUGGUUUUAG
This is a messenger RNA of Jaculus jaculus (lesser Egyptian jerboa), 411 nucleotides long. RefSeq names its product 60S ribosomal protein L27-like. The transcript has a single exon. Gene Ontology annotation, molecular function: structural constituent of ribosome. Gene Ontology annotation, cellular component: cytosolic large ribosomal subunit; ribosome. NCBI's taxonomy places the organism in Eukaryota, Metazoa, Chordata, Mammalia, Rodentia, Dipodidae. Gene Ontology annotation, biological process: translation. Bases 1 to 411 code for a protein of 136 amino acids. The record is from RefSeq and is a predicted model, not a curated record.